UCGAUUAACUGACGCUUUCCGCAUCAAAUUGCAUCAGAAUCGAAGCGCUCAGUCGCGAAACAUGGACGCCAGAUUCACUUUGUUUGUGGUAUUUGCUGUUGCAUUUCUAAAGAACACAUUAAGUAUCUGUGACAGUAGGGCAUGGAUUAAGACAAGAAGCAUGGGAUACUUGAUUGACGAUAGAGCUGUAUGUAUUUCGACAUGUGCUGAGGACAUAUGCAUGGCUUCUUGCAUCGCACCGGAAUGUGUCGCGAAGUGCUCGGGACUGAUGUGUAGUGCAAGGGUAAGUUGUGAAGGCGACGGGUGUAAUGCAACAUGUAACGGUCUCAGAUGUACCGCAACUUGUAAGGGCGUCAGAUGUUUUCAAUCGGCGGCCUUAUGGUAAAUAAUGAUACCAGAAGCGGUAUCAUGGUCGCAUUUUUAUCACCUGUCAUGCCAUGCGUCACUUUCGCACUUACAUAUUGGUUAGAACGUGACAGGCCUACAAGUUUACUUAAAAUAUACUUAUUACUUUAAUAA
Cydia splendana is the source of this 519-nucleotide messenger RNA. Its product is annotated as keratin-associated protein 9-1-like. The transcript has 10 exons. Bases 62 to 385 code for a protein of 107 amino acids. NCBI's taxonomy places the organism in Eukaryota, Metazoa, Arthropoda, Insecta, Lepidoptera, Tortricidae. The record is from RefSeq and is a predicted model, not a curated record.